This is a messenger RNA of Vigna umbellata (rice bean), 786 nucleotides long. NCBI's taxonomy places the organism in Eukaryota, Viridiplantae, Streptophyta, Magnoliopsida, Fabales, Fabaceae. The record is from RefSeq and is a predicted model, not a curated record.
CAUUUAAAGUGUCCAUCUUUUGGAUGUAGCACACACAGACACACCCACAAAUAAAAGAAGAUAUCCACAACCGCACGCCUUACUUCUAUUACAAAGGCCACACAAGUUUUCGACCCUUCAUUACCCUUUUUCUUCUUUUCACGCACAUCUUCCUCUUCACAAUGGAGGCUCAGCAGAAGGUGGUAUUAAAGGUCCUUACAUGAAGAUGAAAAAAAAAGAAGGAAAGCAAUAGAAGAGCUGAGAUAUUAUGGUGGUGUUUACUUAUGUUUCAUUUUCGUUCUGGUCAUCGAAAACCUUUUCUUUUGAUCUGUUAACUGUUGUUCGUGGAAACAAUAUAGGGGUUGAUUCGAUAGCUGCAGAUGUGAAGGAACAGAAGUUGAUAGUGGUUGGCGAAAUGGAUGCAGUGGCGGUGGUGAAGAAGCUGAAGAAAGUAGGGAAGGUAGAUAUAAUAUCAGUUGGACCUGCAAAGGAAGAGAAGAAAGAAGAAAAGAAAGAGGAAAAGAAAGAGGAAAAGAAUGAAGAGAAGCCAGAAGAGAAACCGGAAGAGAAAAAAUAAAAGCAAUACAUAUCAUCCAAAUUUUCAAAUUCUUCCCCUCCUUUAAGAUAUCCCGAUAUAGAUAUUAAGCAGCAGAUUGUUCGUAUAGUUUAUGAAUAAUGAAAACUUUUCUCGGUUCGAAUUAUCUUUUUGAGUUUGAUGAUAUCUAUGCCUUCUGCUCGUUCUUAUAAAUUGUACCAAGAGUGUGCAGAAGGAAAAAAAACUGGUACAGUGAGAAUCCUCUUCCAUUC